AUGGUGCGCUAUGAUUUGAAUGGGCUGAGGGAAGGAGAUGCUCUGUUGAGGUGGGAGAUUCACCUUUUUGGAGUUUUGCUGGCCAUUUUAGGAAACUUGGUAAUCAGCAUUUCCCUAAAUAUUCAGAAAUAUUCUCAUCUUCGAUUGGCACACCAAGAACACCCACAGCCGUGCUUCAAGAGCGUGCUGUGGUGGGGUGGGGUCGUACUGAUGGCUGUGGGAGAGACAGGAAACUUUGCAGCCUAUGGAUUUGCCCCCAUCACUCUGAUCGCUCCGUUAGGCUGUAUGUCUGUUACAGGUAGUGCCAUUAUUUCUGUUAUGUUCCUGAAAGAAAAUUUGAGAGCCUCAGAUUUGCUAGGUAUGGCACCGGCAUUUGCAGGGACGUGUUUAUUGGUGAACGUCUUUGCUCUAUGCAAUGUAACCCAGGACAUCCCGGCAGGAACUGCAUGGUAUUACACUGUCGUCUACUGCAUGCAGUUCAUUUGCUUUGUUAUUUUAGAAAUAUUAAUUUUCUGCAUCCUCCUGUAUUUCCAUAAAAGAAAAGGAAUGAAGCACAUUGUGAUUCUGCUAACCCUGGUGGCACUUCUAGCCUCAUUGACUGUGAUUUCAGUAAAAGCCGUCUCAGGCAUGAUCACUUUUUCUGUGACGGAUAAAACGCAACUAACUUAUCCCAUCUUCUAUAUCAUGUUUAUCAUCAUGAUCGCAUCUUGUGUUUUCCAAGUCAAGUUUGUAAACAAACUUUCAUUUGUUCAUAAGACCACUUCUAUUGUAAAUAUUCUUACCCUAAAAUUAAUUUUAUCUUCUGUUCCUAUUAUAGGUAUCAUAUUUUAUCAGGAAUUCCUUGGUGCAGCUUUUCUCACUGUAUUUAUAUAUCUUUUUGGGUGUUUUCUGUCAUUCCUUGGUGUAUUUUUGGUCACAAGAAAUCGAGAAAAGGAACAUCUGCCACAGUCUUACAUUGAUUUUGGAAAUGUUCCUGGGAAGCAAAUGUUGGACAAAAUACAACCAGAUUCAAAUGGCUUAUCCUAUGGAACUUUGCCUGAUGGAAGUGACUCAACAAAGAACCCAAGUGGAGAGAAGAAAGAGGUCUGAAGUGCUGAGAGGGACGGCGGCUGGCCUGUUACUCGAGACCACCUUUUAAAAAACUGCACGUGUUAAGUCUGUGUCAGCAGCUAUUUCGUGCUGACAUGUGCUAGCAUUGGUUUCAGUCCUUCACCCCCUCCCCCUGCCUGUGCACGGUCAGGGCCUUCCUAAGCUCUGACAGUCUAAUGUUUUCGUGGAAUGUAAUCUCAAGUGUUCCCCGCACCCGGGACCUCUCCCUGGUGAUCAUCUAACGGGCUAGAUCUUAAUUGUAGAGCCUGGCUGCCCAAGCAGGAGUGUCACACAAAAAUGUGCGUUCACGAUGCGGCUUCAGAACACAUGGGCUGCUUUUCCCACACAGCUUGUGACGUCAGAUGCUUCGCUUUAAAGAGACACAUUAGCCCUACGACCUCACUCCUAAGCCAGAGGUUCAAGAGCAUUCAUCCUUCCUAAGACAUCUUUUAUGAACCUCCCCAUAAAGCUUUCACCUUUCUGUUCCCAACUUACAAUGGUGAUUCGCCUUUUCUGAAAACUAGCCCCUAUCAUGAACGUCCUUUGAAAAUUAAGAGUGUCUUUAAAAUUAGAAUUUAUAACUGGCAUUCUGCUGGGGUAUGCCAAAACCAGAAGACUUGGCUAGUGGGCUUCUUUCAGCUUAAGAAAGGAAAAAUUUAACAACGGUAAAAAAAAAAAAAAGGUAAAUUUUUUGUCAUAAAAAUACAGAAUGGUGACGUUUUCUUCAGCUAUGUGAUCCUAUUAUACUUGAAACUCAAGAGAAAUCUCAUGUCCUGUGCCUUUAUUUUGUUUAGAUCAUAUAAUUUAUCAGGUGGGUUUUUAUGUUUUAACUUUGAACUUAAGUCUCAAAAAUCAUGUUGAAAUUCUUAGUGAUAGUUUCACUAACACACUGUUUCUUCCCUAAGUCAUUACGUCAAGCUUUGUAACAAAAUUCUUCUAAGUAAAAGUACAGUUACGCUUAGAGAGCUGGGCUUCAGCCAGUUAAAUCUGCAGACGCAGAACGUGGCCAGGUGGUCCAGCCCGAGUCCAGGGAGGGAGCCCAGGUCCUCCCGUACCCUGAAUAGCUCUGCGGCAGCAGUCACGUGUCUGCUAAGCUGCACUUGGAGGUAGAGUUCAUCAUCAUAUCUGCAUUAUGAAUAAUCCCCUAAUAGUUAGAAGAAAAGAGCUAGGCUUCAUUGUAACCAACAUCAAAUAAUCAGCCCCAUCCGCAAUGACAUUCCAGAGCCCUCAGGUCACCACUGACGUGCCAGUCCAGCGGUACUCCAGCUAGUGGCCUUGCAUUUGUUUGGUUGUUUAAUCCAGGGCUAUUCAAACUGUCAUCUUAACUGCUUCAGGUCUUUUAGCUUUGUUCUCUGUCAUGACCUACCCCCCUGACCAGACCCACCAAACCGGGGCACAAAGGUGAGACUUGAAUCCAUCACCAGUGUAUGAAUAGUAACCUAGACCCCAAGUCUGGCUUUUGAACUCCUGGUAACAAUCCCUGCCAUUGUGGAAAAGUGUCUCAUUAAUUCAAAUAAAACAGUCAUAAUUUACAG
Messenger RNA from Vicugna pacos (alpaca), 2624 nucleotides. Lineage: Eukaryota; Metazoa; Chordata; Mammalia; Artiodactyla; Camelidae. The record is from RefSeq and is a predicted model, not a curated record.